Messenger RNA from Seriola dumerili (greater amberjack), 1122 nucleotides. RefSeq names its product DNA damage-inducible transcript 4-like protein. Gene Ontology annotation, biological process: negative regulation of signal transduction. Lineage: Eukaryota; Metazoa; Chordata; Actinopteri; Carangiformes; Carangidae. The transcript is spliced from 2 exons. The record is from RefSeq and is a predicted model, not a curated record. Gene Ontology annotation, cellular component: cytoplasm. Bases 121 to 744 code for a protein of 207 amino acids.
CCGGUAUAAAAGCUGCGCACUCGCCGCUCACAGUCGCUCGUCUCAGUUAACUUAAUACAUGGAGAAAAUACAAACCGGACGUUUGGAGGAGACACCGGAGCUUUACAAACAGGAAUCAGGAUGGUCUAUACCACGGCUCUGCUCUUUGGACACGGAGUGCCCGUCUUGUCGGAGGAAGAAAGCGUCGUAGAGAUGAUAGGAAAGUACCUCUCCCAGCUUACAUCCCCGGGCCGAAAGACGAGCUCAGCCCGGCGGGGUAGCGUCGAGAGCUGCGAUGAGACAGACAGCAACUCGCCAUUGUACAACCUGGAUGCUGGUUUGGAGCAUGAAGAGCGGCUCCUUCAGCAGGAUGUGACCCAGCAGAUAGAGCGCUGUCUGACAGAGGCCAAGGCGUCCACCCUCCACUGCCAGGUGCUGCUGCUGCCACACCAGAUGACCACCAAGGUCGGCCAGGACGUGGUGCACUUCUCAGCUGAUGAGCCCUGUGGGCUCCGUGGCGCCUCUAUCAAGGUGUAUGUGGAGUGCAAAGAUGGCCUGAAGUCUGUGGGGAGCGUCUUCCCAGACCCGAGUGUCACGCCCACAUUUGAACUGUCUGUGAUCUUAAAGGCAGACAAGGAUGGCGGCUGGCCGCCGCUCAAGCACAUCUUUGGUACCAACAAAGUGUUGAAGCUGAGACCAGAGUACCGGCUGGUGAAGAGGAAGCUCUACUCCUCCGCCAGUCCUGUCAUCCAUGAUUUCCAUUAGGGGUGAAGUUGAGAUUGUGAACCCCCGUUCCACUGUUUACCUCUUCGUUAGUGUUUGAAUGUUAUUUUAAGGCUAGACGCACAAAGUCUAGCCUGGCAAGAUGCGGAAAAUGCUGGAUUUUCUCUGUGUUGAAUAAGAAAGUGGAUUGUUCUUUGUUUUAUGUAUGAAUGUCUUAGAGCAGGAGGUAACACUGCUUGUUUUCCUACACUGUAGCCAAUAUGACUGCAGUAUUUUGCACAGAACAGUUGACUGUUAGUGUACACUGUAAACAUGAACACAUCCUCCCAGGAAUGGGCGGGUCUCACUCCUGAAGUGUGCUGUACUUUUGCUACUGUUUGUUACUUUUGUUAUUUAUGAGACUUUGAAAUAAAUGUUGUU